AUGAGAUCCAAGGAUGUGUUAUGUGGAGUAACUUUUCCUAGGUUACAACACUAUCUAUCUCAUUUCGUUCAAUCUAUCUAUCUGAGUUUGUUCUGUCUGAGUUCGUUCAUAUCUAUCUAUCUAUCUAUCUAUCUAUCUAUCUAUCUAUCUAUCUAUCUAUCUAUCACACUAUCUGAGUCUUUUCAUAUCUAUCUAUCUAUCUAUCUAUCUAUCUAUCUAUCUAUAUAUCUAUCUAUCUAUGUUCACAUCUAUCUCAGUCUGUUUUAUCUAUCUAUCUAUCUAUCUAUCUAUCUAUCUAUCUAUCUAUCUAUCUAUCAGAGUCUGUUCAUAUCUAGCUAUCUCAAUCUAUUCACAUCUAUCUAUCUGAGUCUGUUCAUAUCUAUCUAUCUAUCUAUCUAUCUAUCUAUCUAUCUCUAUCUAUCUAUCUAUCACAGUCUCUAUCUGAGUCUUUUCAUAUCUAUCUAUCUAUCUAUCUAUCUAUCUAUCUAUCUAUCUAUCAGAGUCUUCUGUUCAUAUCUAUCUAUCUAUCUAUCUAUCUAUCUAUCUAUCUAUCUAUCUAUCACAGUCUGUUUACAUCUAGCUAGCUAUCUCAAUCUGUUCACAUCUAGCUAUCUGAGUCUUUUCAUAUCUAUCUAUCUAUCUAUCUAUCUAUCUAUAUAUCUAUCUAUCUAUGUUCACAUCUAUCUCAGUCUGUUUUAUCUAUCUAUCUAUCUAUCUAUCUAUCCUAUCUAUCUAUCUAUCACAGUCUGUUCAUAUCUAGCUAUCUCAAUCUAUUCACAUCUAUCUGAGCCUGUUCAUAUCUAUCUAUCUAUCUAUCUAUCUAUCUAUCUAUCUAUCUAUCACAGUCUCUAUCUGAGUCUUUUCAUAUCUAUCUAUCUAUCUAUCUAUCUAUCUAUCUAUAUAUCUAUCUAUCUAUGUUCACAUCUAUCUCAGUCUGUUUUAUCUAUCUAUCUAUCUAUCUAUCUAUCUAUCUAUCUAUCUAUCUAUCAGAGUCUGUUCAUAUCUAGCUAUCUCAAUCUAUUCACAUCUAUCUAUCUGAGACUGUUCAUAUCUAUCUAUCUAUCUAUCUAUCUAUCUAUCUAUCUAUCUAUCUAUCUAUCUAUCACAGUCUGUUCAUAUCUAGCUGGCUAUCUCAAUCUGUUCACAUCUAGCUAUCUGAGUCUUUUCAUCUAUCUAUCUAUCUAUCUAUCUAUCUAUCUAUCUAUCAGAGUCUUCUGUUCAUAUCUAUCUAUCUAUCUAUCUAUCUAUCUAUCUAUCUAUCUAUCUAUCUAUCACAUCUUUUCAUAUCUAUCUAUCUAUCUAUCUAUCUAUCUAUCUAUCUAUCUAUGUUCACAUCUAUCUCAGUCUGUUUUAUCUAUCUAUCUAUCUAUCUAUCUAUCUAUCUAUCUAUCUAUCUAUCAGAGUCUGUUCAUAUCUAGCUAUCUCAAUCUAUUCACAUCUAUCUAUCUGAGUCUGUUCAUAUCUAUCUAUCUAUCUAUCUAUCUAUCUAUCACAGUCUGUUCAUAUCUAGCUGGCUAUCUCAAUCUGUUCACAUCUAGCUAUCUGAGUCUUUUCAUAUCUAUCUAUCUAUCUAUCUAUCUAUCUAUCUAUCUAUCUCUCUAUCUCUCUAUCUAUCUAUCUAUCACAGUCUGUUCAUAUCUAGCUAUCUCAAUCUAUUCACAUCUAUCUGAGCCUGUUCAUAUCUAUCUAUCUAUCGAUCUAUCUAUCUAUCUAUCUAUCUAUCUAUCUAUCUAUCUAUCUAUCUAUCUAUCUAUCUAUCCAAGUCUGUUCACAUCUAUCUCAGUCUGUUUUAUCUAUCUAUCUAUCUAUCUAUCUAUCUAUCUGUCAAGGAUUAUUCAAUCUAGAAUUGGCAAGGGCGUAGUCCAUGAAAGACGAAACCCUAGGAUAUAUGGUGCAAGUUGA
Acanthosepion pharaonis is the source of this 1902-nucleotide messenger RNA. The record is from the annotation of a GenBank genome assembly. NCBI's taxonomy places the organism in Eukaryota, Metazoa, Mollusca, Cephalopoda, Sepiida, Sepiidae.